This is a messenger RNA of Pseudophryne corroboree (corroboree frog), 3496 nucleotides long. RefSeq names its product MAF bZIP transcription factor (gene MAF). Gene Ontology annotation, molecular function: RNA polymerase II cis-regulatory region sequence-specific DNA binding; DNA-binding transcription factor activity, RNA polymerase II-specific. Gene Ontology annotation, cellular component: nucleus. Gene Ontology annotation, biological process: regulation of transcription by RNA polymerase II. Lineage: Eukaryota; Metazoa; Chordata; Amphibia; Anura; Myobatrachidae. Bases 552 to 1688 code for a protein of 378 amino acids. The transcript is spliced from 3 exons. The record is from RefSeq and is a predicted model, not a curated record.
GAUUGUGACGUCACGGCGGCUAUAAAACUCAGCAAUGCUUUUAAAGUGCCUCCGCUGAAUGAUCCCUGAAACCCCGGCUCUGCCUGGCAGCGGUGCCGCCCUCUCCCUGCAGCUCUGUCCGGGGCAGCGUUACUGUCACCUCUUCGGCAAAAGCCUGGGAGAAAAAAAAAAAAAAAACUUUUAAAGCCCCAGCACCGGCAGCAGCAGCAUGCAGUGCUAGUGACAGCCUGAGCCAGUACUUCUUCCCCAGCUCAUCGCCCGGGACCCGUCCUGUGCACGGUAGACACUGCAGCAGCUGCCUCCUCCGCCUGCGGAUUGUGCGGGACGAUGCGCAUGUACGCCGGGAUCUGCGCCAGGGUGCACUGAGCGGCGGCGGCGGCGCAGGAUCGCCUCCCGGACUCUCCCUUGCGCUGCACUCUGCACCUUUGGGGGAGUGGGGGGAAGAGAGAGAGAAGCUGGCUCACCCCGCAGUCGCACCGGGUCCCCCCAGCAGCAGCAGCGUGGUGUCCCCCCUGCCACCCCUGUGGAGGGCUGCGAGCAGCAGCAGGAGGAUGGCAUCAGAGCUGGCACUGAGCGGCUCCGACCUGCCCACCAGUCCCCUGGCCAUGGAAUAUGUUAAUGACUUCGAUCUGAUGAAGUUUGAAGUGAAGAAGGAGCCGGUGGAGACCGACCGCAUCAUCAGCCAGUGCGGCCGCCUGAUCGCCGGGGGAUCGCUCUCUUCCACCCCGAUGAGCACGCCCUGCAGCUCGGUGCCCCCUUCCCCGAGCUUCUCGGCCCCCAGCCCCAGCUCCGGCAGCGACCAGAAGAGCCACCUGGAAGACUACUACUGGAUGACCGGCUACCCCCAGCAGAUCAACCCGGAGGCGCUGGGCUUCAGCCCGGAGGACGCGGUGGAAGCGCUGAUCAGCAACAACACCCAGCAGCAGCAGCAGCAACAGCAGCUCCAGGGCUACGAUGGCUUUGCCCGGGGCCAGCAGUAUGCCUCCUCCGGCGCACCAGGGGGGAUGCCCGGGGAGGACAUGGGCUCAGCAGCCGCGAUGGUCUCCGCAGUGAUCGCAGCCGCGGCCGCCCAGAACGGGGGACCCCACCACCACCAUCACCACCACCACCACCCCGGGGUGCACGGAGCAGGAGCCGGCCCGCAGUCCGCAGGGGGAGCCGGCGGCGGGGGAGGAGGCAGCAGCUCCCCGUCCUCCUCCUCGGUGGUCGGGGGUCUGCACCCGCCGCCCCACCACCACCAUCACCACCACCACCUGCACUUCGACGACCGCUUCUCGGACGAGCAGCUGGUGACCAUGUCCGUGCGGGAGCUGAACCGGCAGCUGCGGGGGGUGAGCAAGGAGGAGGUGAUCCGGCUGAAGCAGAAGCGCAGGACCCUGAAGAACCGGGGCUAUGCGCAGUCCUGCCGGUUCAAGCGGGUGCAGCAGCGGCACGUCCUGGAGAGCGAGAAGAACCAGCUGCUGCAGCAGGUGGAGCACCUCAAGCAGGAGAUCUCCCGGCUGCUGCGGGAGCGGGACGCCUACAAGGAGAAGUACGAGAAGCUCCUGGGCAGCGGCUUCAGAGAAAGCGGCUCCAGCAACAGCGAGAACCCCUCCUCCCCGGAGUAUUUCAUGCAUUUGGCACGUGCUCUUACCUAUCAUGAUGAUGAUGAUGACGAUGCACCCAACACACCAGACACAUUGUCAUGAGUUUAUGAGCUCGCUGUGAGAAAACAGAGAGAAAGCAGAGAAUUGUUGCCAUCCCGAGUUCUUCAUAUGAGAUUGCAAUAACAAAACAAAACAAAAAAAUGUGAAUUUUUAGACUAUUUUGCUGAAUUCAUCAUUUUUGAGAGUUGCUGUCCUAAAAUAUAUAUAUAGAUAUAUAUAUAUAUAUAUAUUAUAAGAGGAGAUGGUGUAAAGCAACCUGCCAAAAUGAAGCCUGCAUCAAACUUCAGUGUUUCAUAUGACUUUAUGGCCCUAAAUGAGUGAGACUUGGCCUGCCAUUAAUAUCCCAUCCUCAUCUCAUGCAUCACGCUUGCUAUUGUGUCUUAGCAACAAAGAACUGUAAAUUGUCAUAAGACUUUAUGGAAAAGAGACAAUAUAUUAAUAAGAAGGCCCUGCAUGCUGGACAUGUACGGUAUAAUUAUUAUUAUUUUUUGUUUGUGUUUGUUGUUUUUCUUUUUGCUUGGAAAAUGGACUACCUGGAAAAAAAAUGGCAUGACAUCCAUUUAUUUUAUUUUAUUUUUUUUCCGUUCCUCGUCACUUAUUUCAGUUGCAAACGAAAAAGUGCAACCCAGAUCCCCCCCCCUUAAAUAAAGUUUGCAUCCGCUAAAGAAACAAAAAAAACUGUUUUUGAAAAAUAUGCAAAACUUCAAUUUUAUUAUUAUUUUUAAUGCACUGAUUGCUUUUCCUCCAAAACACAGCAGAAUGGAUUUUGAUAUUUAAAUGUGGUAAAAUGUAUAUUAAAAAAAAUCUAUAUAUAAGGACCUUUGAAAGAUGUCUUAUAAAAUUAACUCGUAUUGGGACUAAAUGCUGUGAGCGAUUGACAGUCUAAACAAAUUUAUUUUAAGGAAAAAAACAAACAAAUAUACACCCUUUUUUGCAUUUGGUUGAUGUCAAAUGUGGAAUGCUAUGGGUUCGUAGUCAAUUUUAUUCCAUUUUAAAAAAAAUCUGUGUAGCCCUUUUAAAAUGUAUGCCACGGAUAAAGGAAUGUCAUAGAUUCAUUGGAACGAGUUAGAUCUGUUUUAGAUGUAGAACCUUUUAAUGACUGAUGCACUAAGUUGUUUACUGUUGUGAUGUUGGAAAGAUUUAGAAAUUGCAUUGGGUCUGUUUAUUUUAAAGGUAGUUUUCAACGCAUGUGCUUGCAACUUAAAUAUAAGUUGGCUAUGUGUUCAACCCAUGCUUUACCACUGACUGUAUUUGAAAACCAAAGUAUUAAAAGGGUAGAUACCCUUAUGUAUAUUUAUGGGGUAUUUUUCAUUCAAAAAUGUAUGUUUUGUUUUUUUUUAUUAUUAUUUUUUUCUCAGCAUUGAAGUAUUUGGGACUGAAUUGCACUAAGAUAUAACCUGCAAGCAUAAAAUAAAAUGCAGAACUGUUUAGAACGCUAAUACAUAAUGUAUGAAGUUAUAAACAAACAACAAGAAAAUGGCAUUACUGCACAAUUUUAAAACAAUGCAGAGUUUUUUUUAUUUACAGUAUAAUAUUGUGGUGCAGAACUGGAUUUUCUGUAUUCUCACAAAUUUCACAAGUCUUAAAGGCAAUAACCAGGAAAAUUUAUUAUCAGGGACUGAUAACAUGUCUUUUGCAGAUGAACGUAAAGUUACCAUAGUCGAUAUAAAUCCUCGUCAGCUAUUAUGUUUUAUUUUUCCUAUGCAUAUUUUGCUGUGCAAAAUUGUUUUAUAUUUGAGUUACUAACGACAUGUGUUGUAUUUUGUGAUCUGUCAUUUUACUUCUAUGGUCAUGUCAAAAGGAAAAAAAAUAAUAAUCUACAAUAAUAAACUGCAGUUUUUGAUUCUGUA